This is a messenger RNA of Periophthalmus magnuspinnatus, 1780 nucleotides long. RefSeq names its product WAP, Kazal, immunoglobulin, Kunitz and NTR domain-containing protein 2-like. NCBI's taxonomy places the organism in Eukaryota, Metazoa, Chordata, Actinopteri, Gobiiformes, Gobiidae. Gene Ontology annotation, molecular function: protein binding; serine-type endopeptidase inhibitor activity. Gene Ontology annotation, cellular component: extracellular region. The record is from RefSeq and is a predicted model, not a curated record. The transcript is spliced from 2 exons. The coding region runs from base 1 to 1737 and encodes 578 amino acids.
AUGUGCUGGAGGCUGUUUACGCGCGGGGUCUGGAUGCUGGCGUGCGCGUCCAUGUGGAUGGAGUGGCAGCUCGGAGCGGUGCCCGCCGUCACCUACACCCACCCGGGCAUCUGCCCCAACGACAUGAACCCCAACCUGUGGGUGGACGCCAUGAGCACGUGCACGCGCGAAUGCCUCUCUGACCAGGAGUGUGAGCCGUCAGAGAAGUGCUGUCAGAAUGUGUGUGGAAACCGCAGCUGUGUGGCCGCACGGUAUAUGGACGGGACCAAGGGUCCUGUGGGCAUGCCCACACAGGCCAGCUGUGCCAGCUUCAUGUGCUCCCAGCAGGGCUCUGUGUGUGACAUCUGGGAUGGGCAGCCCGUAUGCAAGUGUAGGGACCGCUGUGAGAGAGAGCCUCACUUCACCUGUGCCUCUGACGGGAUGACCUACUACAACAAGUGCUACAUGGACGCAGAGGCCUGCUCCAAAGGUAUCAGCCUGGCAGUGGUCACCUGCUUCCACCUGAGCUGGCCCAACACCAGCCCGACCCUGCCCCGAGCCACCACUGGGCGUCCCACCACAGCCCCUCUCCACACCACUGCCCCCACCCCCACAGAGCCCCAGCCCCCCGCUCUGGUCAGCAGCCCUCUGCAGCAGACAGUCAGUGUGGGUGACACCGCCAGCUUCCUGUGUGAUGUGGUUGGACGUCCGAGGCCGGAUAUAACAUGGGAGAAGCAGCAGCCGGAGGGGGCUGAGCGCGUGUUCAUGAAGCCCAACCAUGUGAGGGGCAACAUGGUGGUCACCAACAUUGGCCAGCUAGUCAUCUACAACGCACAGCCUCAGGACUCUGGAGUCUACACCUGCAUUGCCCUCAACCCCUCGGGCUCUGUGCAAGCUCACCACCCCCUCACUGUGCUGCCCCCACAGCCUCUCCGCAGUCAAGGGGCCAAUCAGAGCCACUGCCUCGCCGAGGAGUGUGUGAAGCCCCCUGACAGCUCAGACUCUUGCCCUGGAGAGCGGGAGAGGGUCAGCUGGUACUACGAGCAGAAAGCCAACAACUGCCUGUCUGUGAGCCACUGCCAGGGCCCCGAACAGCACCAGGAGCAGCCUGGCCCCAAGUUGUUUGACACUUAUGAGGCGUGUAUGCGCUGCUGUGGCCCUGAGCUAUCGGGCCCCUGUGGACUGCCCAGUCUGCAGGGCCCCUGUAAGGCCUACGAGCCACGCUGGGCUUACAGCAGCACUCUACUCCAGUGUCAGUCCUUCAUCUACGGAGGAUGUGAGGGCAACGACAACAACUUUGAGUCCAAAGAAGCCUGUGAAGAAAUGUGUCCCUUCCCCAAAAACCAGCACUGUAAGAUCUGCAAGCCCCGCGGUAAGAUGGUGACCAGCUUCUGCAGGAGCGACUUUGUGAUUGUGGGCCGCAUGAGCGAACUGACAGAGGAGAAGAACUCGGGCCAUGCCCUGGUCACUGUGGAGGAGAUUCUGAAGGACGAGAAGAUGGGCCUGCGCUUCUUUGGCACAGAGCCUCUGGAGGUCACCUUCCUGAACAUGGACUGGACCUGCCCCUGUCCCAACAUCACGGGGGCAGCAGCAGAGGGCCCAGUCAUCAUCAUGGGCAGCGUCAGUGAUGGUAUGGCCGUGCUGCAACCCGAGAGCUUUGUGGGAGCAUCCAGUCCACGACGUGUACGGAAGCUCAAAGAGGUCAUAUCUAAAAACACAUGUGACAUUCUGCGUGCUAUUACCAACAGUCCCCAAUAGACUUCUGUCAGUCUGGAUGCUCUAUUUCAAGGAAAUAACUAUU